Lepisosteus oculatus (spotted gar) is the source of this 6769-nucleotide messenger RNA. RefSeq names its product zinc finger, FYVE domain containing 9a (gene zfyve9a). Gene Ontology annotation, biological process: endosomal transport. The record is from RefSeq and is a predicted model, not a curated record. NCBI's taxonomy places the organism in Eukaryota, Metazoa, Chordata, Actinopteri, Semionotiformes, Lepisosteidae. Gene Ontology annotation, cellular component: early endosome membrane. Gene Ontology annotation, molecular function: metal ion binding.
GCAGUUUCCUUAACCUUCUCUACGUUAUAAUACUUGGGGGAGGUGUCCUUCUGUUCCCUAUCUCAACUACCCGACUUGUUCUGGAGCCUGGAGACAUCGGGAGUUCAAACGAGGAGACUUAUAGAUCGUUAAUAUAUAUAAAAAAAAGAAAUAGAUAUCCAAGGAGAAGCCUUUCGGACCCGUUAGUUCCCCGAAAAUACGCGGGAUGUGGAGGGACGUGUUUCGUGGCGUUUUAGGAUCUUGAGAAGAUGAGGGGACCGCAGCCAGAAAGUUUUUGGGCGCGGUGUGUCCCGUUGGAAAGUACUGUUGGCCAGCACUGGAGCUCCCAUUUCUUGCCCAGGUGUGGGUGCGCAGCGCGUGCGUGACUCGCCGGAGAGACCGCCCAGCCCGUGACCAGCAUCUGUGUUAAAGCGGACCUGUGAGCAGGUUCACACGCCGCCCGGCAGGGUGGGACGUCCUGACAAAUGGAGAAUUAUUUCCAGGCAGAGGCCUUUAACCUUGACAAGGUGCUGGAUGAGUUCGAACAGAAUGAAGAUGAAACGGACCCCCCCGCGGUGUCGGAUACAAAGUGGACUCAGAUUUUAACCCCGUCUCCUCACCUGCUUUCCCUGAAUCCCGCCUUGGCCUGCCCAGGAGGGAACACCAGCGAUGGCCAGCUGCCCCUCCCCGAGAAUCCCACGGCGAGCCGGGAGGGAACGCAAGGGGACUGCUGCGCUAACGGGAGCCAGGACCCCCAGACUCCCGAGGCCGCGGCCUCGGCGAUCCAGGACCGGCGGUCCGGGGAGCAGUUCGGCUCCCUCGGCCGGAAUGGGGACUCCGGCCCGCACCCGCCGCCGUCGCGGCGAAAUGUGGACGGAAACGCAGGGGGCGGAGAUGGGCAGCUUUCAGCCGGCGCGGGUGACGGCAGGACAUUGCUGAGCAAAGACGUUUGGAGCCGUCCGGCAGUCUGUGGCAAGGAAAACACGGCUCUGGACAACGGCGGUCCGGCCGUACCGGACGUCAACGGAUGCGCGGAGGGAGUCCUCUGUGAUCGGCCUCCGUUUGAGGCCGGCUCUCCCGACUGGAAUGGGAUUAUCGCCGUGAAUUGCUCGAGCGCGACCCAGGAAGGGGGUUCCGUUAAGAAGGAUAGGGAUUGUGCGUUCCUCGGCACGUUUGCCGAGGGGAAAGAGAAGGACGGUUUGGUUGCGGCAAACGAAUGCACUUUCAAGGACCCGACAGGCAGGACUGCUUCACAGCCACCUGGGUGUGACGACGCGGCUAACGGCUCGCCAAAGGGAGAUCAGAACGCAGGCGGUCUCGGGUUCGAAGGGGGAACGGGACAUGCAGCUCUUGCUGAAGAAUUGGGUUGCGGCAACGGAGAAUCCGAUUCUCCGGACGAGUCGCUACUGGGAACGGCUCAGCCGGCAUCCGAAGCCCAUGCUCACUCGGGAGGGGUCAUGUGUGACGUAUCGAUGGGUCUAGACGAAUCUCCACAGGAGGAGGGGAAUCAACCCUCGCGGCCCCAGGUUUCCUCGACUGGGGAACUGAAGAAGAUGGAGGAGAGACUCGGGCCGGGACAGUCCUCCGCCUCCUCCAACGGAGAAAAGGAUCUCGAGUGUGCUUUCUCGUCCGAGUCCCCUUCCACCGUUUCCUUCCUUCCCAAUGGCCUGGAUGGGGAGGGCUUGGGCAAAGACCAGGACGAUGAGUCUUCCCAGCCUCUGCCCUCUAAAGAGGACUCUGUGACCGAGGAGAAGGAGGUGGAGGAGAGCAAGAUGGAAUGCUACGAGCAGACGAGAGGCUUGGAGGCCGGGCAGGGGAAUACUGGAGCUUCUCCCGCAGUGCAGAAGCUGAACAACAGCAGCGUGCAGCCCGUCAGCAUCCCCUACGGAGGGGCUCGGCCCAAGCAACCGGUCAGUCUGAAGCUGCAGAUCCCGCGGCCGCUGUCGGGCCAGGUGCAGAACGAGCUCGGUCCGCACGGCAAGAACAAAAACCUGGAGCCGCAGGGCCGGCCCUGUGCUGGAGACCUGUCCUGUGCCAACGGCUACAGCGAGGAGGCAGGGACAACGGGGGUGAACGGCGAGAACGAGGGGGCGUUCGACUCCGGGGCGUCACUCGCUCCGCCGGGGCUGCUGCUGCCUGCGGAGAGCCCCGAUAACGACCUCCAGGCGGGGCACCUUGGGCAGCUUUCGAAAAAAACGUUCACCGCCCUCGGAGAGGUGGCCCCGGUGUGGGUCCCAGAUUCCCAGGCGCCGAUCUGCAUGAAAUGCGAGGUCAAGUUCACUUUCACCAAGAGGAGGCACCACUGCCGGGCUUGUGGCAAGGUGUUCUGCGCGGCGUGCUGCAGCCUGAAGUGCAGGCUGGUGUACAUGGACAGGAAGGAAGCCCGCGUCUGUGUCACCUGUCACUCGGUGCUGAUGAAUGUUCAAGCCUGGGAGAGCAUGGUGAGCACCUGUAACCAGAGCCCCAACCCCAACAAUCCUGCAGAAUACUGUUCCACUAUUCCUCCGCUGCAGCAGGCUCAGGCUUCUGGGGCUCUCAGCUCGCCCCCUCCCACCGUCAUGGUGCCUGUGGGUGUCCUGAAGCAUCCUGGGACUGAAGGCUCGCUCCCCAGGGAACAGAGGAGGGUUUGGUUUGCGGAUGGGAUCCUCCCGAAUGGAGAGGUAGCCGACUCGUCAAAGGUGGCAGUGAGUGGGGCAGCCCCUUCAGGACCCCUGACGGUGUCACAUGACUCUUGCAAGCCCCCAGCAGCCAAUCCCUGCGCUUCAGAGGCCGCCUCGCCAGCGCGGGCCGCCGCCGCCCCCCCUGUGGGCAGCCCCGUGGGCAGCUCGGUGAACCUGAUCCCCGAGGACGGCCUCCCUCCCAUCCUCAUCUCCACCGGCGUCAAAGGAGGUACGGGGAGCCAGCUCACAGACUACGCGGUGGAGGAGCGGCCCUCGGAGAUCGCGGUGAUGCAGCAGCUGGAGGAGGGCGGCCCCGACCCGCUGGUCUUCGUUCUCAACGCCAACCUGCUGGCCAUGGUCAAGCUGGUCAACUACGUGAACAGGAAGUGCUGGUGCGUGACGACGAAGGGGAUGCACGCGGUGGGCCAGGCCGAGGCGGUGGUGCUGCUGCAGUGUCUCCCCGACGAGAAGAGCAUCCCCAAGGACGUCUUCAGCCACUUCGUCCAGCUCUACCAGGACGCGCUGGCAGGGAACGUAGUGAGCAACCUGGGUCACUCCUUCUUCACGCAGAGUUUCCUGGGCAGCAAGGAGCACGGCGGAUUUCUCUACAUCAGCCCCACCUUCCAGUCCCUGCAGGACCUGCUCCUGCCCAACCCUCCCUACCUCUUCGGCAUCCUCAUCCAGAAGUGGGAGACCCCCUGGGCCAAGGUCUUCCCCAUUCGCCUCAUGCUGCGGCUGGGAGCAGAGUACCAAUUCUAUCCCUGCCCCCUGUUCAGCGUGCGCUUCCGGAAGCCUCUGUUCGGGGAGACCGGCCACACCAUCAUGAACCUGCUGGCGGAUUUCCGGAAUUACCAGUACACAUUGCCAGUGGUAAAUGGGCUGAUGGUGGACAUGGAAGUGAGAAAGACCUGCAUUAAGAUUCCCAGCAAUAGGUACAAUGAGCUUAUGAAGGCGAUGAACAAGUCCAACGAGCACGUGCUGGCCAUGGGAGCCUGCUUCAACGAAAGGGCAGACUCUCACCUGGUGUGCGUGCAGAACGACGAUGGGAACUAUCAGACUCAGGCCAUCAGCAUCCACAACCAGCCUCGCAAAGUUACAGGAGCCUGUUUCUUUGUGUUCAGUGGUGCUUUGAAACCCUCCUCCGGAUACCUGGCCAAAUCCAGCAUCGUGGAAGAUGGCGUGAUGGUGCAGAUCACGGCUGAGACGAUGGAGGCCCUCCGCCAGGCGCUGCGGGAGAUGAAGGACUUCUCCUUCCCCUGCGGGAAGGCGGACCAGGAGGAGAGCCAGGAGCACGUCUCCGUGCAGUGGCUGGAGGACGACCGCAGCUUCAACAAGGGUGUCAUCAGCCCCAUCGAUGGCCGCUCCCUGGAGUCCAUCACCAGCGUCAAGAUCUUCCACGGGGCGGAGUACAAAGCCAGCGGGAAGGUUAUCCGCUGGACAGAGGCGUUCUUCCUCCAGAGCGACGAGCAGCCCAAUGGGCUGAGUGACCCCGCCGACCACAGCCGCCUGACUGAGAACGUCGCGCGGGCGUUCUGCGUGGCGCUGUGCCCCCACCUCAAGCUCCUCAAGGAGGACGGCAUGGCCAAGCUGGGCCUGCGCGUCACGCUGGACGCGGACCAGGUGGGGUACCAGGCUGGCAGCAACGGGCAGCCGCUCCUGCCUCAGUACAUGAACGACCUGGACAGCGCCCUGGUGCCGGUGAUCCACAGCGGCGCCUGCCAGCUCAGCGAGGGCCCAGUGGUCAUGGAGCUCAUCUUCUACAUCCUGGAGCAUAUCUCGUAGAGCGGGGUGCCCCCCCCCCCCCCCAAACCCACACCCUCUCCCCCGCUGCAUCCAGCUCGCCUCCUCUCAUUUGCACUUCAAAAAGAGCCUAAACGCUGUGCUGGGAAACCUUUCUCCAGACCUUCUAUGCACCAUAUCCAACUUCUGUACCCGGCCAGGGCAGCUCGGAAACAGGACGGAGACCCGCAGAUCCAACUUCGGCUUUUGUGGCGAACAGCACGGCCGGCCUUAUCGACCCAGUGGGCUUCCAUGUGUUACCUGUGUGUCCCUAGGAGGUUGUUUGCCUCUUCCGAAUGGUCUUGUGGGGCGUCGACACUCCUGGGCAGCGACUGCACUGUCCCCCGCCUCGCUUGGCGUGGAUUUCCGUGCGCGGCUCCGGUUGGCCCCGGUUGGCGUCUGCCGGCAGCUGGCUCUACCGCAGAGCGCCGGCACCCGUCGGGAGGACGUCUCAGGCCUGCGUCCAGACACCAGCCGCGCUCUUUCACAACUGGGCCUUUCCCAGAGGGCAGAGUUUACUUCCUUGAUCGGGACGGUUCUCCCGGUAACUCGGGUGCCCCGCGCUUGGGCUGUGAUACAUAGAGGAGAAGCAGCUUUUCUGACUUCUCGGCUUGACGAAAUUAACAGCGAGAUGCUUUGUUGCGUGGAAGAAACUUGUUGUUUUUUUUCCCACGUUUGGUGGAGUUUUUUUUUUAAAAAAAACGUGCCUGGUAGUUUCUUCCUAAUGCAAAUUAGCUUAACUGCGCUAAGUGGAAUGAGGGACAUUUGCUUUGGAAGUAUUCAGAUGUACAACGUGGAGUGAUUUUUAAAGUUGUGCGUUCCAUCCGCCUGAGGAUCUUGGUUCCUUGAGCUCCACUCAUAGGACUGGAAAAUGUCACUGGCUGAUAGCUGCCAGUUAUUGGAAGCCAGUCUCUCAUCUUUAUCAGAGGUUCACUGAAAAGGCUUAGUGGUAUAGCUGGCAAAGACCCAGUUGUGAAUGGACAUUAGCGUCUAGGUUCAUCUCAUGAUCAAUCAGCUCUUCAUCUUGUAGUAUUUAAAAAAAAACAAACCUUUUGACCAGUUAGUUGGUUUCAGCACUUAACCAUAAAAUAUGAAUUGUUUGCAAAUGGACAAGUUCUGUUAAGAUAUAUAUAUAUAUGUAAAAAUUAAAAGAUGCAAUGUAAUUUAUGGAUCCUGAGCCAUUGAACAAAUGAAAAAAAAAGUGGUGAAGAAGAUUCAUGUUCUGAAAUGCGUAACAAAGACUGCAGAGAUGUCAAUGUAAAGAAUUGGCAGCAGAGCCUGAACAGACAGGGUUGAAACUUGCAGGCUGAAGGAGAUUCAAGGGGGGAAAAAGCACUGGUCUACCUGUUACACCGCUUACACUGUUUCACACCGUGUCCUCCACAGACUGCAAACCGAGACGUCAUUAUUCUGAGAUGGGCGCUUUCUUCUGAUCUACCAAAAAAACGUCGCACUGCCAGCUUCUGUAUCCUGCUUUUCCCACUGGCACAGCCUGUCCCAGAUUAAUGGCUCUUCUUGCUACUGAACGACACAAGGGCAGUUACCCGAUAUUCCCAGCCCGCUUGAGACUGCUGGAAGUUCACGGCGGAGCUGUGUUUUUCUGCAGAGCUCUAGCAAGGUUUGCUGUUCUGGGAGGAAAACGAGAUGGGUCCAGAUAUUGCACUUUGAGGAUGGUCUUGAUAGGUGUUGCGGAGAUGGGGAACUGGAAGAGAGAAGACAUGUCUCCGCGGUCAUGGAGAGUUUUUAUUUUUCCUCAGCUCUGUAGGAGGCUAGGCCUAACCCUUACUGAAUACACUGACGGCAAAGCCUUCUGUCAGACGCGAGACGACGUCAUAGAAAACUUCAUUCACAGGCUCUUUUGUGCAGGAAAAGAAACUUCUUUGACGCGACACCGUUUUAAAACUAGCCUUCCAACCCCCUCUCGUUCUUUCAGUGUUAAAGAAAGAAAAGUGUGCGUCAACACCUGCGUUAGCUUUCCAUCAACGCCCCUUUCCUUACGUAAUGUGACGGCACUUAUCAUAAGUGAUUUCAUUCUCGCCUGCUGGGAGCCGAUGCAAUUUUCAAGAACUUUCAAACGUUGGUCAGUAAACACUGGCUUCAUCUCAAAGAGGGCGACCCCGGCGGACUUGGGGAAUCUGUAUCGGCCAAAGACUUCCAUCGGGAGUUGUAUGCGGGACGGGCGACGGAGUGGGGUUUAUUAACACUAAUGAACACAGCAGUUGUGCAGGUGUGGCAGCUUGUGUUCCUCCAGCAUUGAAAUCUGUAGCACUUCAGUGGACGUUUCUCUAAAACAGUCAUCAAGCUGACAAAAAAAAAAAAUCAGUCCCAACACUGUCCGAAACACUGGCAUC